AUGAGCGCGGGAGGUGGCGGUGAUGGACGGGCGGGCGGCGGCUGCGGCGGGCGGGGCGCGGCGCCCUUCCCGUGGUGCCGCGGGAGCGGCGGCCGCAGCGGCCGCGACUUCAUCCGGGUCCCGCAAGUACCGGGACGGCAGGGCCGGGCGGUGGCCGCGGGGCCGGGGGGGCACGGGAGCGGCCGCGGCGUCGGGGUGCGCCGGGGGGAGGGUAGGGGCGGAGGGACUGAGCCGAAGGGCCCGUACGGGCGGGCGCGGGGCCUCGGCCCGGCCUCUUCGCCGCCUCUGCCGCGGGCCCGGUUCAUUGUCCUUAUUCCCCUCAUCGAUCCCUUUUCCCCUCGUUCUUCCCCGCUCUCCUCCAGGCUCACUGGAAGGUCCGGAAGUGCCGCCCCCGGGAGCCGCCGGCACCAGCAUCCACAGCUCUCUGGUUCUUACACAGCCUGGAAGACUGUCACGUUUUCUGGAUCAGAUCCACGGUGUUUAAGACCUUUCUUUGGCAAUGAAUAGUCUGCUUUGACUGUUCAUCUUUUCA
Messenger RNA from Motacilla alba alba, 532 nucleotides. RefSeq names its product rRNA 2'-O-methyltransferase fibrillarin-like. Bases 1 to 507 code for a protein of 168 amino acids. The record is from RefSeq and is a predicted model, not a curated record. Lineage: Eukaryota; Metazoa; Chordata; Aves; Passeriformes; Motacillidae. The transcript has 2 exons.